Messenger RNA from Erythranthe guttata (spotted monkey flower), 703 nucleotides. The record is from RefSeq and is a predicted model, not a curated record. NCBI's taxonomy places the organism in Eukaryota, Viridiplantae, Streptophyta, Magnoliopsida, Lamiales, Phrymaceae.
AUGAAAGGUAGAGAAGCUGCAGGCAAAGGACCACCUUCUGCUGAUUUACUUGUUUGUUUUCCGACCAGAGCUCAUCUACGGCUAAUGCCGAAGCCAAUCUGCAGUCCAUCUCGGCCGUCGGACACAUCCACGCGCCGCCACCAGCACCACCCUCGCCAACACCACCCUCAGCCGUUUCCUCAUCAUCACCGGAGGAAUAAAUCCAGCGGCGGCGGCCAUGCUAGCCCAGUGUUGUGGGCGAAAACGAAGGCUUCUAAUCAUCAUCAGAACUCUGACAUGUCUGAGCCCACGUCACCGAAAGUGACGUGUGCGGGUCAGAUAAAAGUCCGGCCCAGCAAGCCGAGCUCGUGCAAGAACUGGCAGUCGGUGAUGGAAGAGAUCGAGAGGCUGCAUAAUCACAGGAAGCAGAAGAAGAGGUCCGCGUGGACGGACGCGCUAGGGUUCAAGAAGGACGUGAUGCAGUUCUUGACUUGCUUGCGUAACGUGCGUUUCGAUUUCCGCUGCUUCGGCUCUUAUCCGACUGCCGUGAUCUCUUCCGACGACGAGGACGAGGACGAAGACGAUGACGACGACGACGAUGAUGAAAUUUACGAGAAGAAGGUGGGCCCCAAUUCCAAAGAGGAGAGUGACUGUAAUAAUAAUAAUAAUAAUAAUUCUGGAGAUGUUUUCUCCAAGUGGUUCAUGAUCUUACAAGAGGAUCGAG